Messenger RNA from Glycine soja, 419 nucleotides. RefSeq names its product rhamnogalacturonan I rhamnosyltransferase 1-like. The transcript has 3 exons. Lineage: Eukaryota; Viridiplantae; Streptophyta; Magnoliopsida; Fabales; Fabaceae. Bases 60 to 419 code for a protein of 119 amino acids. The record is from RefSeq and is a predicted model, not a curated record. Gene Ontology annotation, cellular component: cytoplasm.
UGAUCAUGUUCAUUAGGACAUUUAUUGGUUGCAGGUUAUGUGUUUGAUCAAAUGUCAAGAUGAUAUUUUUGGAUCAUUUCAUUACCUCCUUGAGAGACGAGGUUCGAAUAAUAAAGAUACCGCCACCUAAGGUCAAGAAAAGAGUUGAACUAGGAUUAUUAUACUCAAUGCCACCCAUUAGCUGGUCUAAUAUCUCAUACUAUGAAAAUCAGGUCCUUCUUCUAUUGCUGAAACACAAGGUCAUACAGCUAAAUAGAACAGAUGCUAGACUUGCAAAUAAUGGACUACCUGGUGAGAUUCAGAAGCUACGAUGCCGAGUAAACUUCAAUGCUGUGAGGUUUACUACUCAGAUAGAUGAACUUGGCAGAAGGACAUGUAUAAUUGUUAUAGCAAAGAGGAGGAGGAACUCACAAGAAUGA